This is a messenger RNA of Pungitius pungitius (ninespine stickleback), 2207 nucleotides long. RefSeq names its product isocitrate dehydrogenase [NADP], mitochondrial-like. The record is from RefSeq and is a predicted model, not a curated record. Gene Ontology annotation, cellular component: mitochondrion. Gene Ontology annotation, biological process: NADP+ metabolic process; isocitrate metabolic process. The transcript has 11 exons. Bases 119 to 1474 code for a protein of 451 amino acids. NCBI's taxonomy places the organism in Eukaryota, Metazoa, Chordata, Actinopteri, Perciformes, Gasterosteidae. Gene Ontology annotation, molecular function: isocitrate dehydrogenase (NADP+) activity; magnesium ion binding; NAD binding.
CCAAGCCGACGUGUGUGUUACGUGUUAACACUUGCGUCCCGGGCCAGCUUGCGGACUUCACCUGUCCGUCGCCCACCCCGUAAGCAAAGGAGUACUCCGUUCCGGCGAGUUCGUCACCAUGUCGGGUUACCUCAAAGCUCUGACGUCAGCAGCCUCCGCCGCCGCACGGUGCCGACCCCCCGCUGUGCUCUCACCGGCCGCCGUCUGCUUCCGUCGACAGCAACGGAGGAACCAUGCCACAAGGCGCAUCAAGGCGGCCCAACCGGUGGUGGAGAUGGACGGCGAUGAGAUGACUCGCAUCAUAUGGGAGUUCAUCAAAGAGAAGCUCAUCCUGCCACAUGUGGACGUUGAGCUGAAGUACUUUGACCUCGGUCUGCCCUACCGGGACCAAACAGACGACCAGGUCACCAUCGACUCGGCCGUGGCGACUAAGAAAUACAACGUGGCUGUGAAGUGUGCCACCAUCACGCCGGACGAGGACCGGGUCGAGGAGUUUAAGCUAAAGAAGAUGUGGAAAAGUCCCAAUGGAACCAUUAGGAACAUCUUGGGAGGCACCGUUUUCCGCGAGCCGAUCCUCUGCAGAAACAUCCCUCGUCUGGUUCCCGGAUGGACACAAGGCAUAACAAUCGGCAGACACGCUUUUGGCGACCAGUACAGGGCCACAGACUUUGUUGUCGACCAGCCUGGCAAGUUCAAGAUGGUGUUUGCCCCGAGCGAUGGAAGCGAGCAGAAGGAGUGGGAGGUGUAUGAUUUUCCAGCCGGGGGCUGUGGGAUGGGAAUGUACAACACUGAUGAGUCCAUCACCGGAUUUGCUCACAGCUGCUUCCAGUAUGCCAUCCAGAAAAGAUGGCCUCUGUACAUGAGCACCAAGAACACCAUCCUCAAGGCCUACGACGGGCGCUUCAAAGACAUCUUCCAGGACAUCUACGAGCGGGAGUACAAGCCCGAGUUCGACAAGCUGAAGAUCUGGUACGAGCACCGUCUCAUUGACGACAUGGUGGCCCAGGUCCUCAAGUCUUCCGGAGGGUUUGUUUGGGCCUGCAAGAAUUACGAUGGAGACGUGCAGUCGGACAUUCUGGCUCAGGGUUUUGGAUCUCUAGGCCUCAUGACAUCCGUGCUGGUGUGCCCUGACGGAAAGACCCUCGAGGCCGAGGCUGCCCACGGCACGGUGACCCGGCACUACCGCGAGCACCAAAAGGGGAGACCAACCAGCACCAACCCCAUCGCGAGCAUCUUCGCUUGGACCAGAGGACUGGAGCACAGAGGCAAACUGGAUGGAAAUCCUGAUUUGAUAAAGUUCUGCCAGACGUUAGAACAAGUCUGUGUGACCACUGUGGAAAAUGGUGUGAUGACCAAGGACCUUGCAGGCUGCAUCCACGGCUUGGCCAACUGCAAGCUGGAUGAACAUUAUGUGAACACAUUGGACUUCCUUGACGCUAUCAAGACCAAGUUGGACAAAGUUCUGAAUAAAUGAAAAGUAAUAGGAGGACACACCUGCCGACGUAGAUUGUAAACACUUUUUAUCCUUUGUUUCUAUAAAUCUUUGAAUUAUGUUUUGAAGGAAACAACUUUACUUGACAUUUUUGUACAGUUCACUCACACUGCUCAUGCCAUGCGGUGCAAUUAAAAGGUACCACUGUACGAAUCGUUAUUAAUUGAUUUUAACAAGACGUUCCCUGAAAAUACCUUCUCAUUUAAUUAGAGGGUAUCAUGAGGGAACAGAUUGUACAAUAAUAUGUUUUGCACCAUCAGCAUGAAUAUAAAAAAAAUAAAUGGUGAGUCAAAAACAUCCAGUGUAACACGUCAUUCAGUCCUUAUCUUCAUCUGUAAUACUUUUCAGUGCUGUUAACCCUAACGAAACAAAAUGCAAUUAUUAUGUGGGAGGUUAGAUGAAUGUUCUAUGAUGACCCGCCACUUGGAUUGGUUGAACAGAUUGAGGGGAUUUGAUUAAAUGUAAGGUGACAGAGAAUUUUUGCUUCAGCUUAUUAAAAUAUUUUUCAGUUUUUGGAGAUGUCAGAAUGGAACGAAUCUGUGUCACCAGUGGUCAGCGUUGAGCCAGAUUGAAUGGGUUUGGUCAAUGCUGUAAGACACCAGCAGAUGUCGACAUGGUCAGCCACUCAGUCGUGUGCGGAAGGCUUCAUUGUGCCGCCUUAAUGGAUGCAAUGGUGGCUUUAACCUCAUCUAAGAAUAAAGUGCAGAACAGCAGA